AUAUUGCACACAUACAUACAGGCGAGGUUCGCAACAAAACCGAGCGGCAUGUGUUGUGCCAACCUUACUUUCGUUUCUCUUGUUUACAGGUCAAAGUUCAAGGAACCAAAAGUUUAAAACAAACGCAGUUAAUAGAUAUUUAUUAUUAGAGUCAUAAAUUAUUAAAAUGACUGAGAAGUCUGGAUGUGGCGAAUUACAACAACUAGUACAGGAAGAAGAAUGUGAGGAACCAUUAAGUCAAGGUGGAGAAGCUACUCCGCCUUCUACUCCAGCAAAGUGUUUUCAUCCAAAUAAAAAUGAUACUCAUAGUUCUCACGUCUCGCAACAAGUAUUAUGGGAACCUAAUGUACAAACAUCGCCUAUGGUUAGUAAAGGAAGUUCUGGUCAAGCAACAAGUCAAGGAUCUAUGAUUUCUGGCCGUGCUGUGAACCUCUCAAAUCAUGGAAAUCAAUCGCGUUUAAUUUUCAUGAAUGAAAAAGAAAAACAAAAACCAAGUCGACCAGAACUAUCAAAACUGAAUCGUCAACACAAAGCCUUGACGCCAUGCAAACAUCAUUGCUUUUUGUCAGAGGUUCCUGAUGUCCGCCACAUGGAACAAGCUUUAUUACAACUGUUGGAAGAUUUUCAUAGCGGCAAUUUACGAGCAUUUGGAAAAGAUUGUAGUAUGGAACAGAUGACAGAAAUACGAGAACAACAAGAACGACUGGCUAGGCUUCACUUUGAAUUAGUACAGAGACAAGAUAUUGGAGGGGAACAGUCAGGUCUUCGACACUCAAGUGCUAAUAUGCAUCAUUUGUUGCAUCGCCUUCAACAACUCAGUGUUUGUAUUGAAAAAUUACAUAGUAAGUGAUUUUAAAGUACAUGUAAAGUGUACAAAAAUUAUUUAAACAAAGUAUUUAAAUAAAAGCAUAAACUUAUAUUUGAUAAAA
This is a messenger RNA of Osmia bicornis bicornis, 929 nucleotides long. Its product is annotated as coiled-coil domain-containing protein 28A. The record is from RefSeq and is a predicted model, not a curated record. NCBI's taxonomy places the organism in Eukaryota, Metazoa, Arthropoda, Insecta, Hymenoptera, Megachilidae. Bases 167 to 850 code for a protein of 227 amino acids. The transcript has 5 exons.